CUCAUGUAAUAAGAUGUUUCAUCCUGAAAACUUGCAGGUUCUUGAUUAAUCUGUGUGAAUAUCCUGAUCACAUUAAUUAAUAACUUCAACGUCAUGGAUGUGAUGCUAGAGUUGGGAUUUGGAGUGAAGAAGCAUCACCAGUGGCUGUAACUGAUGAGAAAUUUGUCUUUUCAAUGAUUUUUACGGAGUUUUGCAGCAUUAUUUUAUCAACAUUACUAAAUGAUACAUAAAGCCGGCACAAAGCCACUUGAGAACGCAAUGACAGUCACCUUUGUUUCUACUCCAACGUUUUCUUCUUCUUCUUCUUCUUCUUCUUCUUCUUCUUUUAAAAAAAUCUUCCUGAUCUUUCUUCCCUUUGUCUCUAUUUUUUCGAACUUAUUUAUUGAUUAGACGGAUUCCGUAAUCCAAGCUAUCGUUUUGCAUAUCAGUUGCGUCCAUAAAAAACAGAGAGAGAGAGAGAGAGAGAGAGAGAAGAAGAAGAAGAAGAAGGUAUCUUCAUUGCUUGGUUUUGAACAGUUUGCUCAGUUAAUUGCUUUCGGUUCACCUGCUAUUAGAAAAAUAUAGUUUGUCUAUUAAGAUCGUGGCUUAUCUCGUCAUUCAUGGUGUUUUGACUCUCACUAUCUAAACCUAGACAAGGCCUUUUAUCAGGUAGUUCCGAUACUAGGUUUUCAGCGUAGCGUGUAAACUCCAGACUGAAUACGAAGGAAGCUUCAGCUGUUUGUGUUUCAAUGACUCCAAGAUGGGAUUUCAAAAUUCAUGAGGUUGCUCAAAGUAGUUUCAGACAUGCUCAUAAUCUGUUUAGCUGUAUUUCUGAUAAAAAUCAGAAAAGAAGCAUCCAGGAAGUAAGCCUGAUUGCUCAAGAUGCAGUUAAUGAAUUCAGAAAUUUAGUUAGAAUCCUUGACGAUUCAGCGCAGUCAGAUUGUAAGAGGAUCAGGAAAGGUCCCUUGCCAUAUGCCCAUGACAUAAACCCAGUUGAACUGAUGGAUAGUCCCAACUCUGUGUCUAAAAGUUCUGACCACAACUUUUCUCAACCCAAUAGGCAGCUAUUCCCUCUUCAGAGUAUUCUGUCAACUACUUCUUUGACCCAUGUCAAUACUCUCAACUUGUACAGGGAAAAACAGAAGAAGUCUAAAGACAACGUUGAUGUCAAAAAUAAUUUGAUCAUGGGGUUGAACCAUUCUCCCUUACAGACAAGCGCAUAUUUUUUAAAUUCGGAUGGAAGUGGCAGGAUAAUUCAUCAUUCAUCAUCAGAAGGUCUACCUUCUCAAGAUGACUCCUCCAUAUUUUCCAAGAGCAAGAGUGAAGAGACUAGUGCUAAAUGCCUUGCCUCAACCGGUGGAUGUCACUGCUCAAAGCGAAGGAAAUCGAGGAUCAAGAAAAUUAUUAAGGUUCCUGCUUUAAGCACUAAACUAGCUGACAUACCUCCCGAUGAUCACUCCUGGAGAAAAUAUGGACAGAAGCCAAUAAAAGGAUCUCCAUAUCCCAGGAGCUACUAUAAAUGCAGCAGCAAGAGGGGAUGCCCUGCAAGAAAACAUGUAGAAAGGAGCCUGGAGGAUCCUACCAUGUUAGUUGUGGCUUAUGAAGGGGAACACAAUCACUCCAAAAUUGCAUUUCAAUCUCCCAACAUGAUGCUUCAUAUUUAACAACAAAAUCAAACCGUAGGACAACAGUAUUUUCCAAGCUGGAAUUGCUCGUGCACCUGCAAGCUAUAUAAGGUUCUUCUUCUGCUCCAUGUGUUUCCUUCAAAAAAGAUCCUGUCACUCCAUCAAGACUCCCGAUUAGUUACUCCUAGACUAUAUGCUUCUUCUUCAUCAAUGGAUUUCAUGUCUAGUUGUAUACAUGCUCUUUAAGAUUUUCUAAUAAAGGCUUAUUUGUUUCAUGCA
Molecule: messenger RNA, 1883 nt
Organism: Populus nigra (black poplar)
Lineage: Eukaryota; Viridiplantae; Streptophyta; Magnoliopsida; Malpighiales; Salicaceae
Product: probable WRKY transcription factor 17
Exons: 3
Coding region: 729-1643 (304 amino acids)
Biological process (GO): regulation of DNA-templated transcription
Molecular function (GO): sequence-specific DNA binding; DNA-binding transcription factor activity
Source: RefSeq, a predicted model, not a curated record